AUGGGGCAUCUACAGAUUGCUAGGUUGGCCGGUUGGGUUCCCCUUAUAACGCACGUUCGUGUGUCCCUCCCACGUACUCGUCGACCUAGCAACUACAGUACUCCUAGUUUGAACCGCGAGCAGCACGUUGACCACCGAGUUUCGGGCAUGGCGAUCCAGCCGAGAACGUGGGUGGUUUUCCUGCUGCUCGUGCUGCUGUCGUCGUCGUGGCCCAUCGCGGAGGCGUCGCACCGCGUCUUCCCCGACCUGCAGUCCCUGGAGGCCGAGGGCGGGCGCGCCGUCGACGUCGACGACUCGCUCCGCACCGGCUACCACUUCCAGCCCCCCAUGCACUGGAUCAACGAUCCUAAUGGCGUGAUGUACUACAAGGGCGUGUACCACCUCUUCUACCAGUACAACCCCAAGGGGGCCGUGUGGGGCAACAUCGUCUGGGCGCACGCCGUCUCCACGGACCUCCUCAACUGGCUCAUGCUCCAGCCGGCCAUCUACCCGACGGCGCCCUUCGACGUCAACGGCUGCUGGUCCGGCUCCGCCACGGUCCUGCCCGACGGCACGCCCGCCAUCAUGUACACCGGCAUCGACGCCGACGGCCGCCAGGUGCAGAACGUCGCCUACCCCAAGGACCUCUCCGACCCCUACCUCCGGGAGUGGGUCAAGCCCGACUACAACCCCGUCAUCGCGCCGGGAGCCGGGGUCAACGCCACCGCCUUCCGUGACCCGACCACGGCGUGGCGGGGCCCCGACGGGCUCUGGCGCCUCGUCAUCGGGACCAAGGACAACCACCGGGGCCUCGCGGUGCUCUACCGGAGCCGAGACUUCCGGCGCUGGGUCCCGGUGCGCCGACCGCUGCACCACGGCGACACCGGCAUGUGGGAGUGCCCGGACUUCUACCCCGUGUCCUCCCACGGCGUCCUCGGCGACGUAAAGCACGUGCUCAAGGUCAGCCUCGACCUGACGCGGUUCGAGUACUACACCUUCGGCGCCUACGACCACGCUACCGAGACCUACGUGCCGGACGCGGUGCUCGCAGAUGGCAGCAACGGGCUCCGCUACGACUAUGGUAACUUCUACGCGUCCAAGACGUUCCUCGACCCGGCGAAGCAGCGCCGCAUCCUGUGGGGUUGGGCCAACGAGUCAGACUCCACGGCCGACGACGUCAGGAAGGGCUGGGCCGGCGUGCAGGCCAUCCCCAGGAAGAUCUGGCUCGCGGCGAACGGCAAGCAGCUCAUGCAAUGGCCGGUCGCCGAGGUCGAGUCCCUCCGCGGCAACCACGUCAACAUCACCGACAGGCUCGUCAAGGGCGGGGACUACUUCGAGGUCCUCGGGCUCACGACGCCGGCGCAGGCCGACGUGGAGGUAUCGUUCGCGGCGAUGGACCUGGACAAAGCCGAACCGUUCGACCCGGCAUGGCGCGGCGCCGACGCGCAGACGGUGUGCACGGCGCGGGGUGCGGACGUCAAAGGCGGCGUGGGGCCGUUCGGGCUGUGGGUGCUCGCGUCCGACGAGCUAAAGGAGAGGACGGCGGUCUUCUUCAGGGUGUUCAAGGACGGCGACGACGGCAAGCACGUUGUGCUCAUGUGCAACGAUCCCUCCAGGUCGUCCUACGCCGACCACCUCUACAAACCCAGCUUCGCCGGCUUCAUCGACGUCGACAUCGUCAAGACCGGCGGCAAGAUACCUCUUAGAACAUUGAUCGACCACUCCAUGCUGGAAAGCUUCGGAGGCCACGGCAGAAUGAGCAUAUUGUCGAGGGUUUACCCGACAAAGGCCGUCGGUGACAAAGCGCGCCUCUACGUGUUCAACCAUGGUGAGUCAGACAUCAAAGUUACGCACCUGAAUGCGUACGACAUGCGGUCGGCCAAGAUCAGCACCGAUAUCAAUCAACCGAUCAGAUGA
This is a messenger RNA of Triticum turgidum subsp. durum (durum wheat), 1896 nucleotides long. The record is from the annotation of a GenBank genome assembly. Lineage: Eukaryota; Viridiplantae; Streptophyta; Magnoliopsida; Poales; Poaceae.